AUGUCCCAAGAAGCCACGACAACAUCUACUCCAAAACCUGCUCUUCAGGCUGCCGGCCACUCUGGUGUUUCUCAAUCAGAGUCUGGAGAGAUUUUUUUUAAGCCUUCCGACCUUGCAGAGGUUGAAUUUUAUAAAAAAGUUUCUGCAGACCAUCCAGAAUUACAAGAAAUUGUACCCACAUUUUACGGUAUCCUUACCGAAGGAAACAACAUUAUAAAUGCAGAAAAUGUUCAACCAGAACUAAUAGUAGUUAGCGAGACUCCUAAAGAAAGCCCUGGUGCUAAAAAGAAGAAGGAACAUGUUUUGGCACUUAAAAGCUCGCUUUACGGGUUUGAUGAACCUUGUAUUCUCGACGUUAAGCUUGGCCACAUUCUCUGGGACGAUAAUGCGGCUCAGGAAAAGCGCGACCGACUCGACGAAGUUGCACGCACAACAACUUCAGGGUCUCUUGAUAUGCGUCUUACUGGAAUGAAUGUGUAUUAUGAUGGAAAGCCUGAAGGUGAACGCGUUGAUUUUGGCAAAAACUACGGCCGUGAUUUGACUGCAGAGAGCUUUGCUGACGGACUUGCCAAAUACUUUGUGCGCGAAACUACCGGUAACAAAAUUUCUGAAGAGACUCGAGCUUAUUACAAGUAUGCGCUUUAUUAUUUUGUGAACCGUCUUAAGCGUGUAGCAGAACUUCUUCAGCAAAAGAGCUUUGUCAUGCGCGGCGCAUCUUUACUUUUUGUGUACGAGGGCAACGCAGAAACCGUGCAAAAGAAACUUAAUCAGCUUGAAAAGGCUCAAGAGCUUGAGCGUGCUGCUGAGGCUGUGGAAGAGGUAGCUGAGGAACUUGAGGAACUUGAAAACGAGCUUGAAGAAGAAGAAGAAGAAGAAGAACUAACGGCACAGGAUAUCCAGGACCAGCUGUUUAAGUUAGACUUGAUUGACUUUGCCCACACAAAGUUUUUGGAAGAAGAGGCAGGCCCAGAUGCUGAUGUUCUCCGUGGUAUUUCUAUUCUUACUGAUGUUUUCCAAGAUUACCAUGAUAAAAUUCACGAGUGGUGA
Molecule: messenger RNA, 1047 nt
Organism: Magnusiomyces paraingens
Lineage: Eukaryota; Fungi; Ascomycota; Dipodascomycetes; Dipodascales; Dipodascaceae
Exons: 1
Coding region: 1-1047 (348 amino acids)
Biological process (GO): phosphatidylinositol phosphate biosynthetic process; inositol phosphate biosynthetic process
Cellular component (GO): nucleus; cytoplasm
Molecular function (GO): inositol-1,4,5,6-tetrakisphosphate 3-kinase activity; inositol hexakisphosphate kinase activity
Source: RefSeq, a predicted model, not a curated record